AUGUGUUGGCGUUGUCAGCCACACCGAUACGUCCAGAAGAUUGGACAGACAUCCAAAGUGGUCGAGUCGCCUCGCAUGAUGCAUAAAGGCCCAAAGCUCCUUUUUCUACUCAACCUCAGAGUCUUUCUACUUCUUUCUCCCCUUCUAGAACGCGAGGCACCCACGGAGUCAUCCACCACGCCAGCGACCCUCCACCCAAGCAGUGCUUUUGCAGCUGGAAAUGGUGCACUAGUCUCUGGCCAGCAGUCAAACUGUCAAGACAAUCACUCCGAUGGAGGCCGAACGGAAAUAAAUCCCUUUCGAUCGAGGAGGAGAGAGCCGACGGGAAGACGAUCGAAGAUUGUGGAGAUGGGAUCUGCUGUAUACAUAAGGUGUGUGAGGGAACAUGUCUUGUGUCGACAAUGGUUUUUGGCGAGGUGGGUCCCCAAGCAACCCUUCACGUCUGGAGGACUUUCCGGCAAGUUGAGAAUCUGGUUGCGUGAUUACACCGCUAUUGCGCCGCUUUUACGAACGCGUCUUUGUAUGAGCUCCUGUCGAGGCUCGAUUCUCGCAGCGACCACGAUCUGCCGUAAGAGCUGUUAUUUCAUGACGAGGACCUGGUGGACCGCCCCGGGGAGUUGA
Messenger RNA from Purpureocillium lilacinum, 621 nucleotides. The record is from RefSeq and is a predicted model, not a curated record. Lineage: Eukaryota; Fungi; Ascomycota; Sordariomycetes; Hypocreales; Ophiocordycipitaceae.